AUGACGGAAAUUUCGCUUACGGGCCGUGAGGAAAAUAAUUGCCAAGAAAAGAUAGAGUCCCAGGGAGGUUUAGCAGAGUUAUCAAAUGAUCAAGAAGGCUCUAAUAUCGAUUCCGAAGAGGAGAUUUUGGAUGAUCAAACAGAUGCAACGGAGGCGAUUUCAGCUGAGGUAAUCGAAUCAACCUCACCUCUUCCUGUUUCUUAUGACUUUAAUUCUUCAAGUUAUUACUACAAUUUAAAUACCGGCGAAACUUAUAGAAAAUCAGAUCGUUCAAUAUACGCAUAUUAA
This is a messenger RNA of Racocetra fulgida, 288 nucleotides long. The record is from the annotation of a GenBank genome assembly. Lineage: Eukaryota; Fungi; Glomeromycota; Glomeromycetes; Diversisporales; Gigasporaceae.